Messenger RNA from Necator americanus (New World hookworm), 630 nucleotides. RefSeq lists its product as uncharacterized. The record is from RefSeq and is a predicted model, not a curated record. Gene Ontology annotation, molecular function: GTP binding; GTPase activity. The coding region runs from base 1 to 630 and encodes 209 amino acids. Gene Ontology annotation, cellular component: Golgi apparatus; endosome. Gene Ontology annotation, biological process: Rab protein signal transduction. The transcript is spliced from 7 exons. NCBI's taxonomy places the organism in Eukaryota, Metazoa, Nematoda, Chromadorea, Rhabditida, Ancylostomatidae.
AUGGAGAGGGCAGGAACAUCGGAAGACUACCAGUUCAAGGUGGUUUUGCUCGGUGAAGGGGCUGUUGGUAAAUCCUCUCUCUUGAUGCGGUAUGUGGAAAACAAAUUUAGCCCAAGGCACAUAUCUACAAUCCAGGCUAGCUUUCAAUCCAAGCAAGUCGAUAUCGAUGGUGCUCAUAUAACAUUGAACAUAUGGGAUACAGCAGGUCAAGAGAAGUAUCAUGCCCUUGGGCCAAUCUACUAUCGUGGUAGCCAAGGAGCUCUUCUCAUCUUUGACAUUACUGAUCAACGAUCUUUCGAGAGAGCGAAAGUAUGGCUGAAAGAGCUACAAAGAGCAUUGGGAGAUUCCGUAGUGUUGAUGAUAGUGGGAAACAAAUUCGAUUUGGCAAGAAACAGGACCGUUCCACUCGAAGAAGCUCAGGAGUAUGCUUCAUCAAUGGGCGCUAUGUAUGAAGAAACUUCCGCGAAAGAAGAUAUCGGAAUCGAACACACAUUCGAAAGAUUGUGUAAAGCUAUGAUAACUAUAGCAAAGGAUUCGUCAAAAAGUCGAACGGAUGGCAAUACGAGAGGCAGAAGAAUUGAGUUGGUCGACGAAGAACCAUCUCAUAACAGGGGAAAAUGCUGCAAAUAG